Aedes albopictus (Asian tiger mosquito) is the source of this 3792-nucleotide messenger RNA. Its product is annotated as sodium/calcium exchanger 3. The record is from RefSeq and is a predicted model, not a curated record. Gene Ontology annotation, biological process: sodium ion transmembrane transport; cell communication; calcium ion import across plasma membrane. NCBI's taxonomy places the organism in Eukaryota, Metazoa, Arthropoda, Insecta, Diptera, Culicidae. The transcript has 3 exons. Bases 1741 to 3777 code for a protein of 678 amino acids. Gene Ontology annotation, cellular component: axon; sarcolemma; postsynapse. Gene Ontology annotation, molecular function: calcium:sodium antiporter activity.
ACAACAACAACAGAUGGAUUCGAAUUACCACACGUCGUCGAGGAAUUUUAACGCAAAUCAACAACAACAGCAAGAAAAAGUAGAAGAACGGCGGAACGGCCAGCCAAAGCCGUAGCAGCAGUGCGAGAGCUAGACUAAAUUUAAACCCUCUCGCCACGGCCGCCGGCAGUUUGUGAAUUGUGACACAGAGCAUCGAAAGCCGCCAGUGAUUCAGUGUGCGCUUGUGUGUUGACGACACGGGGAAAACGUCACGAGAAAGUCGCGCAGGGGAGGGAUAAGGGGAAGAGCGAGUGCGCGCAGGGCUGGGGAAAGUGAGCGAGUGACAGAAGAAAUAGUUGAAAUCUAUCUAAGAAUAGUCCGUUUUGGCCACUUCUAGGCAACAUAAAAUUAUAAUAGCGAAAAUAUAUCGCAAUUUCUUCACUUUUUUUUUGUAGGACGGGCAAAAGCGAAAUUCGCCGCGUGUGUGUUGUUGAGACGAGAGAAGGUUGUGUUGGCGAUGUGUUUAUUUUUAGUAAUCGAUCACACUUUUUUUUCGGUGUAGAAUCCAGAGAAAGAGAGUGAAAAUAGCGCAAAGCAGGGAAGAGAAAAAUAGAGCAAGUGUCUCGACGUUAGUCCUCCUGCGAAGAGAGGACGCCGCGUGACAGGUUGUUUUGCUCCCGCAAGUGAAUCCAGCGAAAAAUAGCAAGAAAAAGGGUGUUUUUGUGAUGAAAAUAUCUUCCACAGAUCGCGACCAAUCAUCCGAAAUCGGCACCGAUUGAUCCGAGAGAGUGAAGGAGAAAAACGAAGAUCAAAAGUGAACGGCCGUUGAACGAAGCUUCGUCGAACACCGCCAAGAAGCGCCACCUGGGCGAGUGAUUGAGUGAUUUUGUCGUCUGUUUUUUGUUGAGUGCUCCACGUGGAAUCCAGUAUGGCAUCGGCUAGAUCCGCACAAGAUCAUCCUCCGAUCACCGGAUCCGGCAGCCGCAGUUAGCAGUGUCCAAUCUGGAUGAAUCCUCCGCACUACAGCGCUACGUCAAAUUCUGCACAACUAGUCUUAACUCACCGGAAGUAAUCACAAACUAAACUGACAGCCGUGAACCGUGAAUCGUUCUCCGUGACAAACUUUCGCGCGUCUUCGUGUUUCUACACUUGAUCUUCAACCCUCUAUUCUAUCUCGCGUUUCCUCGAUCGAUCGAUUGACCGCUCAACAACUGCUCCAGACUCAUCUCUUCCAACUCGCCUCCGUCGCUACCGAGAAACGUCUGCAGAUCGGCAUCGAGACCUAGUCGCAGCUCACAAUCCUACUGCCAACCGGAGACCGCCGUACGGGUUCGGACUUCUUUCGUGAUCGCUUCGCACAUCUUGGCUCCCAGAGCACCGUGUAGCAACUGUAGAGUAGUUGUUCAACACUAAUUCGCCACCUGCAUUUUGAAACUGCACUGCACGGAACCUCCUUCCCUAAUCCCUGUGACUCCCUGGUCCUCGCCUAACCCACUCUCAAUUCGGUGGCUGACUUUGCGGGUUGUGCUUCCAACUGUAGUCCUAACUCUGUACUCUAACGGCUCCAGUGUUGUAUUGCUGUAGUGUUGUUGUUGUUCGUGGUGGUGGUGGUAGACUCGGUUGAUCUCGAUCGCUUGCGCUAGUCCUAGAAGGCACUUCAUCUCCACCAAGGUAGUCUCCAAUUGGCAGCAUACUCCAGCACUUGUCCGGCGUCUCUGACAGUACUAACGACCAAACCCUUGCACUUUCCCAUCCUGCACCAUGGCAACUCGGGGUUUCAGCGUCCGCACUACGUUAGGAUACGGCUUUGGCGUCCUCCUCGUGAUCGCAUUAUCAGCGGCAACAGCGUCAGUAAAUAAUGGUGUCAGUAACGGCACCCCGGCGAAUCAGUCGGAUCGUGCGGCUGCCGUCCCAGCAGGGCACCACAUCAAGGACGACGACACGUUCUGCGAGGACGGAUUGCUCCUGAAGGUGUGGGAACCGCAGGACAAUCUGACCACCGGCGACCGUUUCGCCCGCGGUAUGGUGUACUUCUUCGCACUGCUUUAUCUGUUCAUCGGUGUGUCGAUCGUCAGUGACCGUUUUAUGGCAGCUAUUGAAGUUAUAACAUCGAAGGAGAAGGAGGUCCGGGUGAAGAAACCGGGCGGCGAAGAGCAAAUCGUCGUCGUCCGCGUUUGGAACGAGACGGUUGCCAAUCUAACACUGAUGGCACUCGGCUCCAGCGCACCUGAGAUUCUGUUGUCAAUCAUUGAAAUCGUAGCGAAAAACUUCAAUGCUGGUGACUUGGGUCCUGGCACCAUCGUCGGUUCGGCUGCCUACAAUCUCUUCGUUAUCAUAGCAAUUUGCGUCCUGGUUAUACCCGACGGGGAGGUACGCAAAAUUAAACAUCUACGGGUAUUCUUCGUGACAGCGACUUGGUCUGUAUUUGCUUACAUCUGGCUUUACCUCAUCCUGGCACAGAUCACCCCAGGGCGCGUAGAUGUUUGGGAAGGUUUGCUCACGUUUAUGUUUUUCCCCGCCACCGUAGUGACGGCCUACAUCGCUGACCGGAGACUACUGAUCUACAAGUACAUUGGCAAGCAGUACCGCAUGAACAAGCGUGGCGUCAUCGUCCAGGUAGAGGCCGAGUCGGCGCUUGAGAUGAAUAAUCGGGACGAGAAAUUGAAUACUAUCGAUGAGAACGGCGGCAUUACCGAGGAGGUCCGCGAUUUCGAAGAGUCACGUCGGGAGUACAUUUCCACCUUGAAAGAUCUACGCAAGAAGUAUCCCCAGCAUGAUCUCGAACAGCUUGAGAUAAUGGCCCAAGAACAGUUGAUGAACAAAGGACCCAAGUCGCGGGCAUUCUACCGCAUCCAGGCAACUCGCAAGAUGAUGGGCAGUGGUAACAUUAUGCGAAAGAUCUCCGAACGGGCGCAGUCGGAUCUGAGCGAGGUCAAGGCCGAGCUGCAGCGCGUAGACGUCGACGAGGCGAUCGAAGAGGACGCCAUCUGCAAGGUGUUCUUCGAGCCGGGGCACUACACGGUCAUGGAGUCGGUCGGGUCGUUCGAUGUGCGCGUCGUGCGUCGCGGCGAUUUGUCUUCCGCGGUUACGGUCGACUACGAAACGGAGGACGGUUCGGCCGAGGCCGGUUCCGAUUACAUCGGCAAGAAGGGUACCCUCACGUUCCCACCGGGGGUCGACGAGCAGCGCUUCCAGAUCGAAGUCAUCGAUGAUGACGUGUUCGAACAGGAUGAACACUUCUACAUCCGGUUGAGUAACGUCUCGGAGCCGGCGACGCUUUCGACGCCCAAAGUGGCUACCGUUAUGAUCCUGGACGACGAUCACUCGGGUAUCUUUGCGCUGGCCAGCAAGGACCACGAGUUGGUCGAAUCGGUCGGUGUGUACGAGCUGAAGGUGCAACGGUACAGUGGAGCCCGCGGUCGCGUGCGGGUCCCGUACUGGACCGAGGAUGGUACCGGCAAGGCCGGCAAGGAUUACGAGGAGCAACGCGGCGAGCUGAUCUUCGAGAACAACGAAAUUGAAAAAACCAUCCAGCUCGUCAUCAUCGAGGAAGGCAGCUACGAGAAGGAUGUACUGUUCUACGUCAACCUCGGCGAGCCGCAGCAAAUUGGAGACGACGAACUGACAGGCCUCAUCGAGGCGGCAGAAUCGAAAGCCCCCGAGGAUCUUACGGAGGAGGACAAGAUGGCACUGCUCGGCAGGCCCAAGGCCGGUGAUAUUGUCAGGGCACAACUUAGGAUAAAAGAAAGUAAAGAAUUUAAGGUAAGUGAAAGCGAAAAAAAAAUUAACACUGUUUAAGUAUAUUUUUUGGGA